AUGCAGCAGCGGCCGACCACAUACGGGCAGUCGCCCCCCUUGCACCACCCCGUCCCGCAACACGUCUCGACAGUCCCCCAGCUCCGGUCUCCCCCUCCACCGGUAUCGCAGCAGGGCUCGCAACAAGGCUACGGCGGCAGCCCUUACCAGCAGCAAGGCGGCUCGAGCGGCAAUGUCUUUGGCGCAUACGGCCAGUUCAUGAACGACCCGACGGCGCAGGUCGCGGCACAGUUCGGCCAGACGGCCUUCAAGCAUGGCCAGGAGUACAUGGAGCAGAACUUCAACCGCUACGUCAACGUCAACGCGCUCAAGCACUACUUCAACGUCACCAACUCGUACGUCAUUAACAAGAUCUUCCUCGUGCUCUUCCCCUGGCGGCACAAGCCCUGGUCGCGCAAACAGGCGACGGGGCCCAACGGCCAGGACGGCUUCUACCUGCCGCCGCGCGACGACGUCAACAGCCCCGACAUGUACAUCCCCGUCAUGGCUCUCGUGACGUAUAUUCUGCUGUCGACCCUCAUCGCCGGUCUCCGCGGCCAGUUCCAGCCCGAGCUCCUCGGCAUCACGGCGUCGUGGGGUCUCGUCGUCGUCGUCGUCGAGAUUGCCAUCCUCAAGCUGGGAUGCUACCUCAUUGGCAUAUCCAACGACUCGCAGCUGUACGACCUCAUUGCGUACUCGGGCUACAAGUUCAUCGGCAUCAUCGUGACAGUGACGGUCAGCGAGAUUGUCAACGGCGGCAAGGGUACCGGUGGCUGGGUGGGCUGGACCGUCUUCCUCUACACGUUCCUCGCCAACUCGUUCUUUUUGAUGCGGUCGUUGAAGUACGUCCUCCUUCCAGAGAACAACAUUCAGGGCGGCGGCAUGCAGAUGCAGACAGACUCGCGGGCGAAGCGCAACCAGCGGACGCAGUUUCUGUUUGGCUAUUCGUAUGGCGCGCAGUUGCUGGGCAUGUGGGUUCUGACCCGGCCUUGA
This is a messenger RNA of Verticillium nonalfalfae, 972 nucleotides long. It is a transcript of the gene YIF1B, whose product is annotated as Protein yif1b. Gene Ontology annotation, cellular component: Golgi membrane; endoplasmic reticulum-Golgi intermediate compartment; COPII-coated ER to Golgi transport vesicle. Lineage: Eukaryota; Fungi; Ascomycota; Sordariomycetes; Glomerellales; Plectosphaerellaceae. The record is from RefSeq and is a predicted model, not a curated record. The coding region runs from base 1 to 972 and encodes 323 amino acids. The transcript has 3 exons. Gene Ontology annotation, biological process: endoplasmic reticulum to Golgi vesicle-mediated transport.